AUGGCACUGAUGAACGUGCAUUUCGCGACUGUUCGGUGUCGACAUCAAUACAGUUGCCUUAGGAAGAUGAUAUCGAGCCCCGACUCCCUUAAAUGGAAGGAUAUCGAGCUUUACAUAGUGAAAUACCCAGAGAACCCAGCAUGUCAGACGCUUCUUAUAAGGGUUAAGCACCGGCUUAACAAAGGAAAAAGAAACAAGGGUAUCGCCCCAGUCUUCAUGUAUACCGAAAGAAAUGACAACCUUGGCCUAUAUAUUAUUCAAGACAUAUUGGAAUUUGCCUUUCGCGAUGAUACAUUUGCUAGCAAAUAUAUCAAAGAGCCGAGGGAUGUCUGGCGCUACACGCAUGUGCUAAACCACCAACUCGGCACCCCUAUUCAUUUUAAGGUGGAAGUCCAAGAGAUCCCGGUAUUUCGUCGUGUGGUAAAGUUAGACGGAUCCAAGGACCUUAGUUCUUUAUAUAAAUAUCACAAAGGAGCUGCUGCAAACCUUAGGCACUUGGAUAAACACUCUAGAAAUAUUAUCAUAGGCCAUAGCCGCAGUCACACAUUUGUAUACUAUAUUCAGGUCCAGGACAAUACCCAAUCCGCCUUUAUAAAUACCCCUACUAGGGACGCUUUGAUAAAGCUGGUAACAAAUUUAAAUUUAACCCGAGACGCGUCUGUGCCGCAACACCUAAGUAAUAAAAAGAAACAAGAGAUUAAAAACUGCAUCGUCGAGGGAAAUUACAAGAGACAAUCCCUUACCUUCGAGCUCGAUAUAUCUCAUAUUAUUCCGGAGAGAAAAGCUCUUGUAGACCUUGAAUUUAAAAAUCGGGAUAUAGAUAAGAUCAGUGACGCUAAGCUGUUUGAGGAUUGUAUCCAGUCCCUUGAGAUGCGACUCGGUCUCUAUUAUUUGGGGGUACCGAAAAUACUGCACUUCGAAACGCACAACUUGAAAUCGAAGUUCCCAAAUGGGCGUACGUGUGAUUAUCCUGGAUGCGAGGAGGUCUUCUAUACCCUUCCCAAGUAUAAACUUUAUUUGGAUAUGGUACACAAGAUUUCUCUAUAG
Molecule: messenger RNA, 1047 nt
Organism: Aspergillus pseudonomiae
Lineage: Eukaryota; Fungi; Ascomycota; Eurotiomycetes; Eurotiales; Aspergillaceae
Exons: 7
Coding region: 1-1047 (348 amino acids)
Source: RefSeq, a predicted model, not a curated record